This is a messenger RNA of Rana temporaria (common frog), 3243 nucleotides long. It is a transcript of the gene LMOD3, whose product is annotated as leiomodin 3. The record is from RefSeq and is a predicted model, not a curated record. Gene Ontology annotation, biological process: pointed-end actin filament capping; muscle contraction; myofibril assembly. The transcript has 3 exons. Lineage: Eukaryota; Metazoa; Chordata; Amphibia; Anura; Ranidae. The coding region runs from base 166 to 2157 and encodes 663 amino acids. Gene Ontology annotation, cellular component: striated muscle thin filament; myofibril. Gene Ontology annotation, molecular function: tropomyosin binding.
ACAGAACAUGGCAGCGCUGUCAUAAAUUCUCUAUGAAGCCUUGUGGCAGCUUAAUAUAGCUCUGGCCUCAGCUGGAGUGACUCUUGUCUGAUGGUGAGGAGCUCUGUACAGGUACCGUAGCGUCUUAUUUCCCUCACGUUCAUUGUUCAGACAGCACUGAUAACCAUGACAAAGUCCAGCCACGAUUCAGACUUGGACGAGUUCUUUGAGGACAUCGAUGAAGAUGAAAUUUUGGCGAAUCUUUCUCCGGAAGAGCUGAAGGAGCUUCAGAAUGAGAUGGAGGUUCUGGCGCCUGGUACAGAUUUACCAGGGGGAAUGACGCAAAAGAACCAAACGGAUAAUGCUUCAUCAGGCCAGUCUGACCUCCAAUCCCAGGACUCUAUUGGAGACAUCGACGAAGAUGAAAUUUUGGCCAAUCUCUCUCCGGAGGAGCUGAAGGAGCUCCAGAAAGAGAUGGAAGUGUUGGCUCCAGAUCCACGUUUACCAGUGGGGAUGAUACAGAAGGACCAGACUGAGAAACCACCCACAGGACAAUUCGACCACCGAUCCCUCAUUGAUUACCUGCAUUGGGAGAAGGAGUCAACGCGAAUGUUAGAGGAGGAGAGAGUUCCUGUUACGCUGCUGCCCUCUGAGAGAAAAAUUGCUGCAGCAGAAAAAGAGAGAAAAGCAGAAAAAGAGAGACCAGAACGUCUGGACAGAGAGGAGAAACAACAAAAAACAGAAGAGAAUAAAAAUGAAGUAUUGGAGAAGGUCUGUAACAAGGACAACCAUGUUGAUGGCACAAAAGAUGUGCAAGAGAAGGUACAAACAAAGCAAAUCCAAGAAGCAGAGACACAACAUGAAUGUGCGAAAACUGCACUGGAUAGUGAGGGUGAAAAACCAACCCAACAGGAGGAGGAGGAAGGAACGGAGUCUGUGGUUGAGAAGGCAAAUGGUAGCACACUGACUGCUAUCAAUGAUCUGGUGGACAACACAGUGGACAACACAGAAAACAUAAAGCCAGCAGGGAUUUCCAAAUUGAACAUCCCCAAGAAACUAGCUAUAGACUCCAGCUUCAUCAAGAUGACUGCCAGGCCUUCUGGCAACCAAACUGACUUGGACAGAACAUUGCAGAGCAUCAGGAAAAAUGAUCCAAACAUCAAAGAGGUCAACUUGAACAACAUUGAGAAUAUUCCAAAGGAAAUGCUGGUUGACUUUGUAAAUGCUCUGAAAAAGAACAAGCAUGUAAAAACCUUCAGUAUGACCAAUGUGGGAGCUGAUGAGAACAUUGCAUUUACUUUGGCCAACAUGUUACGUGAAAAUAGAAGCAUCGUCACCUUGAACAUUGAGUCUAAUUUUAUCACAGGUAAAGGUAUUGUGGCUAUCAUGAGGUGCCUUCAGUUUAACGAAUACUUGACUGAAUUGAGGUUCCACAAUCAGAGACAUAUGUUGGGCCACCAUGCUGAAAUGGAAAUCGGAAGGCUUCUAAAGGCUAAUAACACUUUACUGAAAAUGGGGUAUCAUUUUGAGGUGCCUGGUCCCCGAAUGGUGGUUACCAAUCUGCUGACCAGAAACCAAGACAAGCAAAGGCAGAAAAGGAAAGAAGACCAGAAACAGCAACAAGAACAAGAUGAGGAGGAGAUCAUGUCUAUGCUAGAGAAUGGUCUGGAGUUGGGUAUUCCUCCACAACUUUGGGCUAUGAUUAAUCAAGCUUCACCAGCUCCUAACUCAAGGAUGCCAACAAUUCCUGAAGAGCCUAAGAUUCCAAUCCCACCGCUCCGAAAAAGUAAACAAAACAAGCCACAGCUUAGCUCAGAAAACAAUGUCAAUGCUGAACCCCUACCUUUCAAGGAUGUGAAACUAAAAAAAUUUCAGCCAAAAUCUGUUGCCCAAAAGUUGAGAGAAGAGACAGACAAAACCAGCCUGCGAGACAUGAUACAACUAAAGAGAGCAGCACCCAAGUCAAGUACGUCUCAAAAUUCAGAGCUGUCAGAGAAAACCAAUCUCAGGGAUGUAAUAAAAACUCUCAAGCCAGUGCCAAGAAACCGGCCACCACCUCUUGUCAAACUGACACCAAGGGAUGAACUUUUGAAAGAUAUUCGCCAGAGUAACGUGGCUUAUCUUAAAGCGGUACCCCUACCCAAAGAGCUAGAAACCCCCCUGGAUGAAUUGUUGUGAAGAUUUUUUUUACAUAGGCUGUACAAAUAUUGCUUACAAUGAACUUAUGGAAACAAUGGAAAGUCUUUUUAGCUAAUUACUGUAUAUGGGAUCAACGCAGCACAUGGGAUGAAUAGUAGAUUGAAUGGUGUGAAUUGAUAACACGUAUCUGUCAACAACCUAUUCAGGAAUGGGACACAGCAAGUGACAGGCCCGGAAAGUCACUGGAUACGGCAUAUAGUGGCAUCAUUAGGAGUGAACACACAAAUACUGGAAUUCCAGAAUAGAUGCUUAUGCAUCCCUUCACUGAUGUGUCUCAAGAGAAAAUCCCAAGAUUGUCAUCAAAAUCAAUGCAUAUCAUACAUCAUUUACUGAUGCAAUGGAAAUAUUCUGAUCUCUGAAUCCCCAAAUGGAACACGAAAAAAAAGAAAAAAAUACUUGCGCUUAUAGAAUUCUUUGUAAUUGGUUGUCGCUAACUUACUUUUUAUUAUCAGGCCAUCACAUUAUAUAUAUAUAUAUAUAUAUAUAUAUAUAACUGUAUAUAUUAUAACUAGGUUGUCUGUGAAUGUUAAAGUUUAACUCCAGCCAAAAUAAUGUAUGGCUUUAAACUGCACUGUGCUGUGCCGUUUUUUAAUUUGGAGUAGAGUUCUCUGUGGCCCACCAUGAAAGUAUAGCAAAUGUUGAAUCAACUUAAAGCGGAGUUCCACCAAUAUAAAAGUUAGCAGCUACAAAAAGUGUAGCUGCCGACUUAUUAAUCGGACACUCACCUGUUCCAGAUUCCAGCGAUGUGGGCGUAUGAAGCUCCGCUCGUUUCCCCCUCCUCUUCCCGGCGCCGGCAUUGUGACUGCGGGCACCCGGCUGUGGCUUCACAGCCAGGUACAAACUGCACAUUCGCGAGCUGCUCUGUGUGCCGUGAUUGGCCAGGCAAUCAUCUGGGACCUGUGACCUGUUCCAGAUGAUUUCCCAGAGGGAGGGGGGAGAGGUGAACUUCCUUCCGGCGCCAUGAUGCCCCCGGGAGGAAGUGGUAGUUGGAACCCUCUAAAAAGAGCGUUUCUGCUCCCCCCCAAGAAAUGAAAUGCCAAAUGUGACAUGUCAGGGGGUCACCUU